UGCGCUUAGUAUUUAUGAACGCGCUUAAUGGUGUAGCUCUGAAAAUAUUUUGACAAGUGACCUCCGAACAAAACUAUUCCACCGUCCGUCCCAUCAUCAGUCAAUUGUAAAUGCAAGAGUAGAGUUUACUGUGGUGUGUAAUAGAUUCUUACAAAGGCUAAUAUUAAAAUAUCGAAAAUAGUUUGCUCGGAUAUAAUUGCAUUAUUUACCGCAUCUAUUUUAUGACACAGACAGGCAAAAAAUAGCUUUUCCAUUAAAUUUAGAACUAUAUUUUUUGAUUUAAACUAACUAUUGAAAUAAAUUUACUUCCUGUGUGGCCUGUGCUUCUAACAAAUACAAUUGCAGAGAAUGUAUUAAAUGAUGUAAAUAUUUGAAAUCAUUAACUAGGAAGUAAAUCAUACGAUGGCUACUGUGAUUCAGAAAAAUGGUUUGAAACUUUUGUCUAAUGGCAACGCACUAGCACAUAAAGUACAAAAUAUAAAUCAUUUUGAAGAAGUCAAAGAAAUAAUCGAGGAUGAGAACACUGAGAUCAACGAAAUCAGUUCUGAACAAUGUGAGCUCAAAAAUGAAAAGUAUAUCACAGACGAAACCAUUGAAGAGCCUGAAAUAGACAUAGUAAUAAACAAUGUAGUUUGUAGUUUUAGUGUCCGAUGUCAUUUGAACCUUCGUGAAAUUGCUUUAUCAGGUGCAAAUGUAGAAUAUCGUAAAGAAAAUGGUAUGGUUACUAUGAAACUGCGAAGACCCAACACUACUGCCAGUAUUUGGUCCUCUGGUAAAAUAACUUGUACUGGUGCAACUAGUGAGAUUGCUGCAAAACAAGCAGCCAGACGAUUUGCACGAUGUUUACAAAAACUUGGAUUCAAUGUGAAAUUCAACAAUUAUAGAGUGGUUAAUGUACUGGGAACAUGUUCCAUGCCUUUUUCAAUAAAAAUCAGUUCGUUUUCAGAGCAUCAUAGAGAAGCUGAUUAUGAACCAGAACUUCAUCCUGGAGUCACUUACAAAUUGAAAAGUCCCAAAGCUACAUUGAAGAUAUUUUCUACAGGAAGCGUUACCGUAACUGCUCCAAGUGUGGCUGAUAUUCAAGCUGCAAUUGAAUACAUAUUCCCCCUAGUUUACGAAUUUCGUAAAGAAAGGACCAAAGAAGAGAGAGAAGCGAUAGCAAGGAAAAAACUUAAACAAAUGGGCGAAAUUCCUUGGAUCGACUAUGAUGAUCAGGCAGAUUCAGAAACUAUGACAAUGUGCGAAUCAAAUAAUGUGAAUCACUAUACGUGGGACUAAAAUAACGUAUUACCGAUUAACGUUUUUUUCUAGUUUUUACCGUCAAAAGGCUCGACCCUAGAUAUUUAAAAACGGAAAAGUAAAACCACUAAUUUUAGUUUCUCUUGAUGCCCCCUCUCAUACUAUUUAUAGUUAGAUAGUAAAUGUAAAAAAUGGUGGUUAAUACGAUAUGUUUUGGGGCAUCUCAUUUUAAAAACUUGUUUUCAUUGGAAUCUUCUUUUUUUUUUUUGUUUUCAAGUAUUCAUCUUUUAGUUCAAUUUUGUUAAUUAUAUAUCGGAGAUAAUAUAUGGAAUUUUAACCAAUCCAUCUUCAAGGUUAAAUCAAUCCAUUUUCAUAUUAAUAUUUUUAUAUACCUUUUUGAUUUCUGGUAAACAAAAAAUCAAGUACUACUUUCAGUACAUAGAUAAUAAUUGAGUCUAAGCGGCGCUCAAAUAUUUCCUAUAAAAAAAUAGUUACAACUUCCAAAAAUGCGUGUAAAAUUAUUGUUCAAUUUCAAAUCGAAUAUUUGGUUUACUUUUCUUAUUUACAACUUUUAAUUUUUCUUUGGGGUCCAGCCGGUCAGUUUUUAACGCGAUGCUUGAAACCUAGUCAGGUAUUUUAUUUUGGUAAAUAAAGACUGAAUGAAGUUUUCCUUUGUGAUGAUAAUGAUUUUGGUCAAAGGAGUAGAUUUUAAUUUCUUAUAUGUUUUAUGUAGAUAAUUGUUUAGUUUUGCCUUUGAUAGAAAUCAAAGAUUUUAUUUAUAUGUGAAAAUAGUACUAGAAAAAUCGAAUUAUUAUUUUUAAUUUGAAAAAAUAAGUCGUUCAGUUUCCUGGCGUUGGAAUAUUUUUGGAAUACUUCUUGGCCAUACCAAAGUUUUUUUAUAGUUUGGGAAUAAUAAGUUUAGAUUCAUUCCACGUCACAGUAUUUUGGAAACAGGACAUUCAUAAAUCUAUCAUUUUUGGUCACUGCAUAUACUAUAUACAGAAAUCUGAGAAAUUGAUGACAUUAUAAUUGACUUCCUUGGAAAUAGAAUAAAUUUUUCUUGAUUAUUAUGUUCCUCGGUAGGAGUCCAUCAAUUUCUAUCUAAUUUUCUUUGAUUUCAAUAAAAAGGGAUGCUAUAAUUCUGUUGAUUACAUCGAUUGUAUCGACCAAAUUUCACUCAAUGCAAUUGAUAUAAUCACGAAAAACUGAAACUGGACGACUAGAAGCGUUUUUCUGUUUAAAAGAUUUUUGUCUGUCUUAUCAUGCUCUUUAUUUUAACCCUAAAGCUAUCUUUAAAACAAAAGUGUUGUCUAGAGAGUAAAGUUUGACUUUAAUAUGUAUAAUGUACUUUAUAUAUUUACAUUCUUCAAAAUGAAAAAUCAUUCUGGCAUGUAUACAAAUUUCUGAUAUAUUUUUAUAAAUAAUGUGUGUUUCUAUAGAUUUCUCAGUCUUGUAUAAAAAUUCAUAUAUAUCCUCUCAUUAAAAGAAAAAAAAUAUUAAGACUCUCCAUCUUUAAUUAUCAAAAUUUAAGUUUUAAAAUAUGGAAGUAAGUAAUUAUCAAUUUUUUAUUUAUUUUUAGAAUAAAUAGAAUGUAUGAAAUUGAUUUUUCAUUUUCAUGUUUUAACUUCAAUUUUAGUAGUUGAUAUUGUAUUUAUAUUUUUAUUUAUACAUCAUUAAAAAUUUCGUUAGUAUGUUUAUAAACGAAAUGUCAAAAAUAAUUUCAUUAAGUCAAAAACUGCGUAUCUAUUUCAAUAUAUCAAAGAUUUAUUCAUUAUAUUAUUUUUUCUGAAUUAAAAUAGGUAAAAAUUGAAAAUUGUUGAUAAUCAAAUAAAAAUCUUAUUGAUAAAUAUUGAAGUAUUAAAAUUUUGCAAUAAUAAGCAUAAACUUUUUUGAUAAACGAAAAGAAUUCUCAAGUUUGUGAGAAAUAAAUACAUAAUUGAUGUUUGAUAACAAUAUUCCUUAUGGGAUAGAAAUUAUAAAUAAAAACAAAUUUCCUUAAAUAAAUUAUGAAUAAACACCUCGAAGAUAUUUAGACAAUUGCCUUUCAAUGACAAGCCUAUCCAUUUAAGUUAUAAAAAAUUGGUUGAACUCCGACUUGACCAUUUGGUUUUCUUCAUUUCCUAAAUAAAAUGUGGAUGAAAAACUUACAUAAGCUCAAACUACAAUCACCUAAAUCAGGUCAAGACGUCUCCUACAAACUUUCAAAGAUAUACAUAAUUAGGAAUGGAAUCAUCCAUGAUCUACCAUAUCUCUAUAGCUACAGAGCCUCAAAAAAAUUCCUAUAUAAAAAGAGAGUAAUAAGUAUCUUGUUACCUGAAAUGCUGAAUUUCGAAUGGGGGCUAUCAGGUUUGCCAUUAGAGGAGCUGUUGUAGAGUGAAGUAUCCGAAAUUUAAUGUCAAAUAUCACUAUUUUAUUGAAAGCUUCAAUAAAUAAUAAUCAAGAUUGAAACUGGGAGGGAAUGUUUCAUAUUUAAACGGUGUUUUUGCGCACGCUAUACUUCAAGACGUUAUUUGUCAAUGACAUCAAGUCAACUGGUGAGCAUAAAAAGAUAGUCCUCAUUAAACAAAUCAAUGAGCACAACAUUUCGUUGUAACCACUUCAUUAAACAGAUUGUUAAAUUUAUUUUGCAAAAAUAUGCUUAGCCGGAAAAAAUCAAAUUAUCAAUAUAGGUAUACACUAAGUUUCAAACUGUUUUUUUUUCAAAAUCAAAUUAUAAUCUCUCAAUACUAAUUUUUAUUUAUUAUGUCUUCAAGAAAUUUCUAUAUUUGGGCACCGUACAAGAUACAAAAUUAUUUUCCUAUCCAUAAUAUAAACAUUGGAUUAGAUAAGAAUUUAUGAAUCGAAUCUUUGCAAUAAACUUUGAAAUAAUUUGCAACUUAAAUAUUACCAAAAACAGCUUGUAAUAAAUGAUGAAUUUCAGUUUUUGUAUUAUUUAUUUGUAAGUUUCCAGGGAGAGUGGAAACUACAUAAUUUUAAUAAUGUCUGUUUCUAACAUGUCUUUUGAUUCUCUAAUGAAUAGUAUAAAGUCAAAAGUGACUAAUGUGGUGUUAUUCAUUUGGAGUUGAUCUGUUAUUGACAUUAAGUUUGCAGUAUUUAUCAAAACAAUUACUUUUAUUGGUCAGGCAUAUAGCUAUAAAUAAGUCUUAAUCUUCUGUUCAUUUUCAAUGCAUUUUUGUAAAAAAAUCUGAAUACAAAAGAAACACAGAUUAAUCUUAAUAAGUUUACAAAGAAAAAUAAUUUAAUAUUCAAAAAUCAAAUUUAAAUAACUUUAUGUUCGACUGACAAAUUUUUUAGACGCUAAUAAUAACAAAAAUUCAGCGUGAGAAAAUAUAUUGUAUUGCUUCAAUAAGUAUUCAUUUUCUGUGACAUUUUCUUAUCUGCUGAAAUAAAACCAGGAAAAUUUAUAUGGUUUAUUGUGUGGUCCAAGGCUACAUGAAUCAAAGUAAAAAUAUUUUUAAAACAUUUGUAUAUACCUGUCAUGAUUAAUUCAAUAUUUUAUGAAAAUCAGUUUAGAAUUCACUAUAAGAAAAAAGUACAGCAGUACUUUAUAUCAUGAAGCAGAAGAUUAUAUCAAGUUCUUCAACAAUUAUAUGGCUCAAUUGAUGACAACGGUUGAAAUAUCAUAAAUUAUUUUUUAGGCUCAUAUCUAUUUUCAUAUUCUAUAUUUCUGUACUCCAAAUAUUUAUACAGAACAUAACACAAAAUUUUACCGUCGUAAUCAAAAGUGUAAGUUUGAAUACUAAUUUUUUAUAAAAUACAUUCUAUAAAUGUCUAGGCAUCUAUGAUAAAAAAAAUCUAGUUGGAAAAGUAUUAUAAUUAUUUUACCAACUGUUUCAAAUAUCUCAAAGAUGUUGAAGAAACUUGUAACGUAUCUCACAAACUAGAAAAACGAAUUAGGCUAAUAACAAUCAUGAAUAACUGAAUGUUUUAACUUGUAUGAUAUACAAUAUAAAAAUUAUAAAUCAACCCACAGAUACUAGGUAAAUGAAAUAACUUGUAAAUACUGUGUAAAUUUUCUUUAUAUAUCUAAUUCACUAUAAGAAUUUUCAAGUUUUAUAUACAUGUUAUGUUUAAUUUCAUCUUUAUUAGGCCUAGUAAUAUUGAUUUGCAUUUUUACACGUGUUUUGUCUUAAUCCCUCAAAAUAAAAUAAUGUAGACAUUUUUAUAAAUGGAAUCAAUUUUGUAUUAUUGGAGUAAAAAAUCAAACUUUAAACCUAACAAAUUCUCUUUUCCAAAAGAUAUACUACUUUAUUAUUUAUCUAUUGAAAGUAAUUUUUUAAAAAUACAACGUAUCGUUAAAACAAAAUAAAAUCAUUUAUAAAAAAUCUGGUAUUACUUAUAUAAUAAUACUCUGGCUAUCACAUUCAAAUGCACAUUCAUUAUAUAUACUAGUUAGAAUUGCAAUUAGUUUUAUUUUACUCAGUGUCUUUCUUCACAAUCCAGUACUUAUUAUAUUUCUGCAGGUUAGUAGUAGUCAAAUACCAAAAAAUUUUUUCAUUUUUUGCAUUUACAUCUGUAAAAUGGUACUUCUUAGCUUUUUUAUUCAAAAAUCCAUGAUUAAUUUACCACUGCUUCGAAAUUAUAUAAAUUUAGUAUUCUGAUGUACAUAUUAACUCGAUUUGAUGAAUCGUCACGUUUAAAACACCUACAAAGGAGUUGAUGUUAAAUGUAUCAUUCUUGGCCAAAAUCGCAUAGUAGAAGCAAUUAUAAAUCUUUGAGCCUUAACGAUAGUAAUAACAAAAUAAUAGUUAAUGUUGCAUGAAUGUGUUCUUGUAUUCCCCAGAAGUUAUAACAAAUAAUGAUAUGCUUGAUUCGUAUAAUCAGAAGAAUCAUACUCAUCAUCUUAAUACGAAAUAUCUUAUUUAAAUACUAGAUACAGGGUUUUAUAGUUGAAAAUAAUAAAUAAUUACGUGGUGUGUGGAGCAUAUAACAUUGGCAAUAAUUAAACUACACGUUAAAUGUAUUAUAAAAAAAUGCGUGAAACCAAGUAAAUAUUUUUGGAUUUUCCUAGUUAACUCUUUCAAAUUUUGAUUAACUGACAUAAACUUUAUAGUUCCAAAAAUCGUUAGUAUUUUUUCUUUCUUUUGUUCAAAGAUAUAUUUUGACAACUACAGUAAAUGUUUUGAUAUGUAACUUGCGUAAAAUAUGUCUAUACUGGGUUCCACACAUUUGUUCAUUACCGUAUAUUUUUUUUACUAUCAAUAUCAUUCCUGUAUAACAUAUCGAUGUGGUAGUUAGAUAUUUAGGAUCUGAAAAGAGUAUUGUUAUGAUUUCUUUAAAAAAAAUCAUGUAGACGUUUUUCUAUUAAAAUUUCUUUAGAUGAUGAUGAUGAUAAAUUUCUAGUAAUUGUAAUGUAUUAAACAUGUGUGACUUCUAAAGAUAUAAUGGGCAAUAGUCAUUAAGUGAAGCAAAACUUUUUUACAAAACAAAAAGAUCAUUUUUUGAUAGAAUAUAUAAUUCUACAUAUUUGUAUGAGCAAUUGUGGCUUUUUUAUGAGUAUAGCCCAUCUUUUUGCAGAGACAAAUAUUUUUGGUUACACAAAUUAUGAAUACCUUUUAUUUCUAUUUGUCAGUAUAAGCGAUCGACAUUUUACAAUUACUGACAAUUUGAAGUUUGUACCAAAAACAGAUAAAUUUAGUUGUUAAAUUUCUUCAUUUUCGCUUUUCUGUGAACAAUUCGUUCAAUUGUAUGUUUCUUUUUACUGUAGCCUGUAAUAAAGUUUUCUCAUACUGUU
Messenger RNA from Diorhabda carinulata, 6973 nucleotides. It is a transcript of the gene Trf2, whose product is annotated as TATA box-binding protein-like 1. The record is from RefSeq and is a predicted model, not a curated record. The transcript has 3 exons. Lineage: Eukaryota; Metazoa; Arthropoda; Insecta; Coleoptera; Chrysomelidae. Gene Ontology annotation, biological process: DNA-templated transcription initiation. Bases 403 to 1278 code for a protein of 291 amino acids. Gene Ontology annotation, molecular function: general transcription initiation factor activity; DNA binding.